Molecule: messenger RNA, 375 nt
Organism: Protopolystoma xenopodis
Lineage: Eukaryota; Metazoa; Platyhelminthes; Monogenea; Polystomatidea; Polystomatidae
Source: the annotation of a GenBank genome assembly
AUGAUUGACGUCAAUGCGAACGACGCCCCGGUCGGCUUCAUCACGCUUCAAAUUGAGGUCUUCAAGCAUCCAGGCUCUGGUGAAUUCAAGGUCAUAACGAAAAGCAAGUUCACUUUCCUCUAUUGCAUGAUACACUCACAGAAACAUGUCAUUCUCUUGUUGCAUGAUACAAAGGCCUGCUUGCAAAUGCUGUCGUUGUUAGCCAGUUUUUCGAGUGCAUCUGCUUCUCUUCCAGCCAAAGUGGUAGCAUCAACCCUUCCGAAUGUGAACGGACCAAAUGACAUUUUGGGUCAGACUAAGGAUCUGGGCUUGUGCUGCCUGUACCACAAGAAUGGCCCAGACUUGAGGCAAGGGAGAAUGGAUAGAUUGCGAUAA